AUGGCUACCUACACCACCAUGGAAGGUCCUCAGCACAUCGCUAUUCGAGAGCUUGACCUGAGGACCUGUCACCCGAGCACUAUGGUCGAUAGAGUUGGUGCUGUUCCUGUUUUGAAGACAAGUGCUGCUUUCUUCUCAUUCCUUCGCGCCAACCUUGUCCUCCACUCGGCAAUGGCUUCAGCCACCAGCACCCCGCAAUUCGGUCCAUCUGUUCCUUUUUCUUCCUUCGUUCCGCCAUCGCCUUCUCCGCUUGCAGCUUCGACUCCAUACUUUGGUCUCGAUGAUGACGAUGACCUCGAGCCGUUGUCUCUUGAGGUUCUCGACAAGCCCCAGGACAAGGUCGAGGGUAUGCGCCUCGUCGCCGACUCAAUUGCCCAGAUGCGCCAGCGGGCCUCGCUGAACCUCGUUUUCCACCCCGUCUGUCUCGCCGGCCUGUCAGCUGCCCUUGCUGCGAUCUACCAUCUCGGCGGUGUUACUCGUGAUUCCGGAAUUGGCAUGACGGUCUCUUGUGGUGUCAUCAUGAGCUACCUCAUGGGCAUUCGCUACUUGGCCAACGGUUAUAUCUCUUUGGCUGAACGACUGCGCUGGAACUGGCUGCGAGCUGACGAUGGAGAGGAGGACACUCUGCUGGCUGCCCGUCUCAACCAAGAUAUUAUUGGAACUCUUGUUUUGCGCCUUGAACCAAGCCCGACAUCCAGUCAUAGACGCCGACGAUCGCUUUCCCUCCGAGGAGGCAAAGGUGUUAUCCGCGCGUGGACCACCAACCUCAACUAUCGUGGAAAGGGUGUCGGAAAGGAUCUGCUUCAGGAAGCCGUCCGUGUCACCCGAGAGCGAUGCGGAAAGGAUGCCGAAGUUGGAUUCGCUCAGGAACACGCCAACAGUGCUAUGCUGCUUCCCGGUAUUUUCAACGCUCCCUUCCGACGUGACGAGGUCCGGGCUACCAGGGCUUUGGACGGCAUUCUGUCCAACUGGGACCUUGUCAAGAGGAGGAGGUAA
Molecule: messenger RNA, 996 nt
Organism: Fusarium sp. VM40
Lineage: Eukaryota; Fungi; Ascomycota; Sordariomycetes; Hypocreales; Nectriaceae
Source: the annotation of a GenBank genome assembly